AAUAUUUCAGAAAGGGGUGAUGAGGUUGGAGCGGAGUGAUCGCUACAUAAUGAAGUGUCCAGUGCUAAGGUCAAGGCUGGGCCAGGAAAGCGUCCGCUGCGGGCCCAAGUUCAUCCAGGUCUCCCGGCCCCUGCCCCUGCCGAGUGACCAAGGACAGACUCCAUGGCUGCUGUCCCUUCGAGGGGAGCUGGUGGCUUCUCUUGAAGACGCCAGCCUGAUGGGGCUGUAUGUGGACAUCAACGCCACCACUGUCACCGUCCAAAGCCCGAGACAAGACCUUCUUCAGAGGUGGGAGGUGCUGAACACCACUGCCGAGCUCCUGCCACUAUGGCUGCUGAGUGGUCACCAUGCCUAUUCCUUAGAAGCCGCUUGCCCACCUGUGUCAUCCCAACCAGAGUUGGAGGUCUUGGUUCACAUCCCCAAGCAGAGACUGGGUCUGGUCAAAAGAGGUUCCUACAUUGAGGAAACCCUGAGCCUCCAGUUCCUCCAGGUUCACCAGUCUAACACCUUCAUGGUGACUGAAAACAAGGACUUUGUGGUGGUCAGUAUCCCAGCGGCCAGGGUGCUCCAGGUCCAGCAAUGCUGGAAAAUCGGAGGAACCCCAGGAACACAAGCUUUCUAUAGGGUAGACCUGAGCCUGGAAUUUGCCGAGAUGGCUGCCCCGGUCCUCUGGACGGUGGAGAGCUUCUUCCAGUGCGUGGGUUCAGGAACAGAGUCGCCUGCCUCAACUGCCGCACCGAGGACCACUCCCUCCCCACCACCCCCAGGACCAGAGACCCCCCCAGUGGGAGUGCCAUCUGCCACCACCUCCCAGGUGCGGGCUGCAGGACCAAAUGCCCAAAAAUGGCUUUCUCGGGAAUUCCCGCACCAGCCUUCUGAUGAGCCGGCCGAGAAGGGGCUUGGACCGUUCCUACAAACGGCCAAACCUGCGAGAAGCCAGACAUCUGUCUCCGUUUUCCCCAGAGUGAUGCAAGCUCAGCGAGGUCCCCAGACUCCUCCAGGGGAAGCAAGGCUUCCUGGACACCCCACGCCUCCAGCCACGCUCCCCUCAGAGCCUGUAGAGGGUGUGCAGGCUGGCCGCCAGCGGCCACAUGCAGUCUCGUCAACUUACCUAGCUCUGGCCCUGCCCAUGCCCUCAGACGCCUCCUCCCCUCCACCGCCAGCCCCAAGGCCUGGACAAUCUGAAUCACUCCUAGUCUCGGGGCCAUCUGUCACCCUGACUGAAGGUCUAGGAACUGUGAGACCUGAGCAGGACCCCACCUGGCCUCCAGGAAGUCCCCUCCUGCUGAGAGGGCUGGCAUGGGGACAUGUGGCCGCGCCUGAGCCUGUCUUGGGGGAGCCUGACCGAGCCAGAGAGGAGUUCCAGCCAUUGACGAGGCCCUGGCGGGCCAGGCUGGCCGCAGCGGUGCUGAUUCCCCACCAUUCCCCCGGAGAGCUGCGGGAAACGUCCUCUAGAACAGAGGUGGAGGGGCUGCGCCAGACCAGGCCUGGUCUCCCCAGGGAGGGGGCCAGGGAGCACCUGGACCCGUCAUCCUCAGAACCAAGCCAGAACACAGAGGGGCUGGGACUCCCCAUUCUGCCAGGGACGGAGGCCACAUUCUCCACCUCAAGGGUGAAGCAGCCAGACCCCAGUGCCUGUGUGGACACCUCGGAACCCGCGCUCACCGGGACGCCCGGGGUGAGGCUGGCAGUGCCCCUGGCGGUUCUCCCUAUGGAACCUCUGCCAGCAGAACCCAUUCACCCGGCAGCUCUUCUGACACCCAAAGCCUCAUCUGCAGGAGGGCCAGACCAGGCUGGAGACCUGGAGUCAGCCCCCAGCUGGCCAGUGGGCCAGGAGGAGUUGGGGUUUGCACACACAUCCAGCCCCCUGUCCACGCGAACUCUGAGCCUGUGGGCUCCCACAGAAACAUCACCACCCAGCCUGGUGGAGCGUGGACACCCCUUCCAGGCUGGCCAGGGGGCCCCACCCCAGCAGGAGCUGACGGAGCCCACCUUGGCCCCCAGGGCUGAAAGCCACAGGCCUCCUGAGCUUCAGGACAGUGUGGAGGGGCUGUCUGAGAGGCCCCCAUGCUGAGCCUCCGUGGAGACUCCAAGGUGGGUCCUGGGUGCACCCUGGGGAGGUGGAGGGCAAAUGGUGAGGCAGUGAUGGGUCGGCCUGGAGGUGGGGGUGGGGCAUCUUUCCAGGAAAGCACUGGUGCCCUUCUA
Messenger RNA from Cebus imitator (Panamanian white-faced capuchin), 2205 nucleotides. It is a transcript of the gene CIROZ, whose product is annotated as chromosome unknown C1orf127 homolog. Gene Ontology annotation, biological process: heart development. The transcript has 8 exons. Lineage: Eukaryota; Metazoa; Chordata; Mammalia; Primates; Cebidae. The record is from RefSeq and is a predicted model, not a curated record. The coding region runs from base 20 to 2074 and encodes 684 amino acids.